Molecule: messenger RNA, 1367 nt
Organism: Zonotrichia leucophrys gambelii
Lineage: Eukaryota; Metazoa; Chordata; Aves; Passeriformes; Passerellidae
Product: DEP domain-containing mTOR-interacting protein-like
Exons: 9
Coding region: 113-1249 (378 amino acids)
Biological process (GO): negative regulation of TORC2 signaling; negative regulation of TORC1 signaling; negative regulation of protein kinase activity
Molecular function (GO): protein binding
Source: RefSeq, a predicted model, not a curated record
AGACAGGGAGCAAGGCACACGGCUUGCUUUGGGGAACGGCACAUCUUUAACCCCCGCAGGAAGGUUACAGCCUAAGGAAGGAGCCGCUUUGUCCAUCUUUGGCUCAUCCUCCAUGCGACUCCGUCUCCACGAUGGGAAGCUGAUCAAGGACAGGAGGUUCCACCUGCGCACGUACCCCAACUGCUUCGUGGCCAAGGAGCUGACGGACUGGCUGGUGGAGCACAAGGACGCGCCCGACCGCGAGACCGCCAUCCGCCUCAUGCAGAAGCUGAUGGACCACUACAUCAUCCACCACGCCCUGCCCUGUGUCCCUGCAGUCUGUGACGAGCACUCGGAUUACAAGGAUGCCAAGCUGCUCUACCGCUUCCGCAAGGACGACGGCACCUUCCCCCUCAGCAAGGACGUGAAGGUGUUCCUGCGGGGGCAGAGCCUCUAUGAGAAGCUGGUGAGCGUGGAGGAGUCAAUCCUGAAGGUGAGGGAGGAGAACUCGGUGAAGUACCAGAGGACUUUCCUGGGCUCUGAGAUGAUCGACUGGCUCAUUCAGGAGGGAGAGGUGGAGAACAGGCAGGAGGCAGUGGAGCUGGGCCGGGCCCUGCUGGAGCACGGGAUCAUUCAGCAUGUCUCCAACAGGCAUCACUUCUUUGACAGUGACAUCCUCUACCACUUCUGGAUCAAUUUCCGCCGCCGCCGGCGGCUGACGGAGCUGCUCAAUGAGAACUCUGCCCGUGCCCUCUCCGAGAGCCCCGACAGCCCCUUCUGCCUCCGAAAGCUCAACCCAGAGCCUGGCAACACCAGCUUCCUCUCUGUCCAGACCAGCAAGGAGAUCAAAGUUGUCUCAGCAGUCCGAAGGAGCAGCAUCACUUCCCUCUCUGGAAACUCCAACGCCUACUUCAGUGCUCCUCCUACCUUGGUAUUCCCUCCUGUGGCUGAGUGCAACCCCAAAUCAGUGUUAAAGAGACCCGUCACCACUGAGGAGCUGCUGUCCCCUGGGGCCCCCUAUGUCAAGAAAACACUGACUAUUGUGGGGGAUGCAGUGGGCUGGGGGUUUGUGGUUCGAGGAGGAAGACCUUGCCACAUCCAGGCAGUGGACCCAGGAGGACCUGCUGCUGCUGCAGGGAUGAAGGUGUGCCAGUUUGUGUUCUCAGUGAAUGGGGUCUACGUUCUGCACCUGGACUAUCAGACCAUCAGCAGCCUCAUCAUGACAGGACCAAGGACUCUGGUGAUGGAAGUCAUGGAAGCCAUUGAAUGAGCCAAGGAGUCUCUUGGCAGGGAUGGACUGUGGGGAGGGACCAAGCUCGACCGCUCACUGUGAUGUGUUACCCACGCAUUUUGAUGUAUUUUCAAAUAAAUACGUUCAAAUGGACAAA